Messenger RNA from Nerophis lumbriciformis (worm pipefish), 1170 nucleotides. NCBI's taxonomy places the organism in Eukaryota, Metazoa, Chordata, Actinopteri, Syngnathiformes, Syngnathidae. The record is from RefSeq and is a predicted model, not a curated record.
AUGGUGACCCUCAACCGCUUGAGUGUAGAAGACCCCCAGGAUAAAUUCCCACUGCUGCCCGAGGCUGUCGAGGAAGAGGUCAGGACACCUGCAGCAUACAAACAAGGAGAUACAGCAGAAAGAGACUUUUUCAUCAGCAGAACUGAGAAUGCUGUCAUCUGCUUGCUUCUUCUGGUUGGAUGCUACGCUGCUAUUUUGAUUCCAGCAUAUUUCCCUCUGCAUAAAUUCUCUCUUUCUGAUGAUCAAUAUCUCAACCACGAGGAUGUACUGAACCAUUCAGCUUCUCUGUUGUCUGGUCGGUGUCGCCGUCGCUGGUGCAUGGAGCGUCUGAAACAGCUUCCAUGUUCACCGGCCCUGACGGAUAUCCCCGUUUUCUUGCAACGAGAAGGGAAUGCCACAUUAUGGGAUGAGCCCCCUCCUCUGGGGCUCCAAGGGAGUCAAGAGCAUUUGGCUAGGGCACUUGCCUCUUUGCCCAAGCCCGACCUGCCUCGGUCUCUGCGUAGAGAAGGCCGCUGCACAAGAUGCGUGGUGGUGGGCAGUGGAGGCGUCCUCCAUGGGAGUCGUCUGGGAUCGCAUAUAGAUCAGUACGAUGUCAUCAUCAGGAUGAAUAACGCUCCAGUGCUCGGCUAUGAGACAGACACCGGUUCUCGCACCACCAUCCGGUUGAUGUACCCCGAGGGGGCCCCUAGCUCAGCCAACGAGUACAACGAGACCUCCAUCGUUGCCCUUGUGGUGUUUAAGAGUCUGGACCUGGACUGGCUCACGUCUAUCAUCACGAAACAACCUCUAGGAUUCUGGUCCAAAUUGUGGUUUUGGAAGGAUGUUGUGGAUGAUAUCCCUUUGAAGGCAGAUAACUUUCGAAUCCUCCAUCCAGAGAUUUUUCGCAGGACUGGAGAAGUCCUGCAGAAAUAUUCACACAAACAAAGAAAAUCAAUGGUGCCCACACUGGGGGCUGGUGUAGUGGUGAUGGCCCUGCAGCUCUGUGACCAUGUGAGCCUGGCAGGCUUCGGUUACAACAUGCAGCAUCCACAUGCUCCUCUUCACUAUUACGAGACCAUACACAUGGCCGCCAUGAAGGCUCAGGUGGUUCAUGAUGUCUCCUCUGAAAAGCUCUUUUUGAGGCAGCUGGUGGCAGCUGGUGCUGUCAGCGACCUCACGGGAGCUCUGUGA